Molecule: messenger RNA, 7644 nt
Organism: Brassica napus (rape)
Lineage: Eukaryota; Viridiplantae; Streptophyta; Magnoliopsida; Brassicales; Brassicaceae
Product: protein SABRE
Source: RefSeq, a predicted model, not a curated record
CCAAAUACUCUGCAAACUAAAUUAGAGAACAAGUAUAAAUUUUGUAAAAUAUAAGAAUACAAACAGCAAGAGACAAACCAUUCAUAUACUUAGUACAUUUGUUUAUAAGAAACUGACAAAUCUAUACCGAACAUUAAUUUGUUUUUAAAAAUUAAAUUUUAUAAAUCAACCCGAAACGGGAAUAAAGAUUCGAUUAUAAACAGACUCGAACAAAAAAAAUCCAAUUUUCCGGUCCUAAACUAAUUUCCUCGGAUGCUGGGACUUUCAAGACGCUUCCACAGUAGUUUACCCCCGAUGAACUUAUCGAGCUUGUUACCAUCACCGUCAAUUAAGCUCUUGAGAAAUGAAGAUCAUAGAGAUCCAAGAUUAUCACCUGAGAGAUACACCGAGAGCUCGCCUAUACAACCAUCUCCACAGCCAAUCGAAAAGCAAAAAGCGGGUCAUUUCACCGCCAUCACCAAACCAGAAAGUCUCCAAACUUGGAUGAUCAUAUUGUUUGACAAAACGUGCUAUGGGAAUGGGCAAUGAAUAUGGUUGACUAAAGAGCCCCUUCAAACCUUGCCGAUCGGAUCUUUCUCUAUGGAGGCAGCUUGUCAACUUGAAAUAUUGACGCGGUGGUGAGACUAAUCUGAGAAUCGCAGUUAUCCGGCAGAGUAAAUUAUCUGUUGGGUGGAAAUGGCGGCUUCAUCUGCGACGUUAUACUUUGGGUUUCUAAUUGCUUCCAUCACUUUGUGGAUGAUCUUCAGGUUGUUUACAUGGAUGCUCAGUCGAGUGCUUGGAAUGUCUGUUAGGUUCCGUGUUAGCAGUAGGAAAUGCCUGCGGGAUGUCGUGGUGAUGUCUGAAACGGGUGCCUUUGAGUCAUCGUCCGCUGAUGAAAUUAAAUUUGGUGUUGCUUUUCUUUCUGGAGAGCUAUGUAUUAAAGUGAUGAUAUAUGAUCUUGAUGUUGUGAUGAGAUCCUCUGGUGCUUUAUCUUGUGACAAACUCACUCUCUGUUUCCAACUUGGAUAUGACAGGGCAGUAGGUAUUGUGGUUAUACGAACCAUGGAAAUUGUAUCUGGAGAUGUAACUAUGAAACUGGACAAUGAUUUCUUUUCCCAAAUCAAUCCAUCAUCAGCUACUGCCCUGUCUACCAAAAAACCUCAUAAAGAGUAUCAGCUGUCAGCACUUGCAAAAUAUUCUAUGUAUUUUCCUGAAAAGGUUUCCUUCAGCUUACCCAAACUAGAUGUCAGAUGUGUGAAUCGAAAACAUGAUCUGUUUGCUGUGAAUAACGUCACGGCAAUUAUCUUGAGGAGCAUUAAAUCGAAGUCUGUUGAAGAUUCAGGGGAUAUUACACGUCUUAACGUUCAGAUGGAACUCAAUGAGAUUCAUCUCUUUAGAGAAGCUGAAUCCUCUAUAUUAGAGAUUAUUAAAGUUGAUGUGGUGUCUUUGAUCGAGAUCCCUUUUCAGCCGGUUCUGCCUAUUAAUGCUAACCUUGAAAUAGAGCUAGGAGGUACCCAAUGCAAUCUAUUCAUUUCUAGGCUGGAGCCAUGGUUGAGCCUUCUUUUCCCGGAGAAGAGAACCCUCGUGGUUCAAGAGGAAAUCUGCACUCGAGAGAAAUUGAAAGCUGCCGAUAUGAAAACAAUUAUGUGGACAUGCACAUUUUCAGCCCCUGAGAUGACUAUGUUAUGUGGUAUCGAUGAUUUGCCUUUGUAUCAUUUUUAUUCGCAGUCAUCACAUGUGUUUGCAAAUAACAUUUCAAGUAUGGACACAGCCAUCGAUGUUGAACUUGGUGAACUGAAUUUGCAUUUGGCAGAUGAGUGCCAACAAUGCUAUAAAGAAAACAUUCUCGGAACAGAGCCAAACUCUGGUUUGUUGAUGCAUAUAGAAAAGAUUAGCUUGAACUGGGCAAGACGAGAUUGCAGAAACGACUUAGUGCUCUCUGUAAACGUGACCACAAUGAGCAUCUAUUUAUCAUACAAGCGCGUCGAAUCUCUUAUAACAAAUGCUGUCUCCUUGGAAGCUCGCUUUAAGAAGUUAACUGUUUCAGGCGAAAAGACGAAUAAGACUGGAGGAGUGGAACUAUCCCAUGCAACUGAGAAAGAAACUAGGCUUGCGAACCUUACUCUUACACGUUUCAUUGUAAAUUUCUGUGAUGCUACAGGAUUGGAUAAUACAGUUACAGACUCGGUCUCUCUUGAAGUAACAGGGUUUAGCUAUUCUCUCAACAAGGAUAAACACUCAACCGAAAUGGAAUUUUUAGGAGGGAAAGCCAUCUACCAGCUCUAUAUACCUUGUUCGAAGGUAACAUUGUUUGAUAUGCACAACGCCAAGCUUACACGUCUAUCUGGUGGGCUUGACAUUAAUUUUCUUUUAAGUGCGGCUGAUAUAACGCUGGGUUGGGAACCGGACGUGCAUCUAUAUUUAUAUGGACUGUAUCUGCGUUUGAGUUCAUUGGCAUAUGCACAAAAUGCUGAAGAACAUGAAUGCGCGGCCGGUUCGGUUGACGUGGAGACGACGGAAAGGAAAUCGAUCUUUGCUAUUGAUGUGGAAAUGUUGGCGAUAUCAGCUGCGCUAGGAGAUGGUGUGGAGGUCAAAUUUAAUGCUCUAUCAAUUUUUACUGAGAAUGCUUUCAUAGGAAUGCUUGUUGAAGAGCUUAUGCUUGCUUUGAACGGAUCUCGAGUACUGAAAACAACAAGAAUGCAACUAUCAAGAAUCCCUACCGUCUCUUUGGAUUUGUCUGAUGAUAUAGUCCCUGUGAGGAGGACAAGUGGUCCUUGGGACUGGGUAGUACAAGGACUCGAUGUCAAUAUUUGCAUGCCAUGCAAACUACAGUUGCGCGUCAUAGCUGAUUCCAUUGAAGAGAAGUUGCGAGACUUGAAGCUUAUAACUGAACCUGAAGAAGAAAGCUUGGAGCCUAAGAAUUCAAGUUCAGGUUUUGGCCGGUUAAGAUUUUGCAUAGGAAGGCUAAACGCAUAUAUUGAGGAAGAACCUAUCCAGGGUUGGCUUGAUGAACACUAUCUGCUGCUGAAGAAAGAAGCAUGUGAGUUGGCUGUAAGAUUGAAGUUUCUUGAAGAUUUUAUACACAAAGCAAGUCAUAAAGGUGCAGAAACAAGUGAAAGAAAAAUAGUUUUUGAUGGGGAUGAAAUUGAUGUCCAUGAUCCUUUAGCUAUUAGCAAAGUCAAGGAAGAGAUUCAGAAACGGUCGUUUCGAUCAUAUUAUCAAGCAUGCCAGGGUUUAGUUCCCUCGGAGGGUUCAGGUGCUUGUAGGGAGGGAUUCCAGGCAGGUUUUAAGUCAAGUGCUGCUAGAAACUCUCUUCUUUCGGUUUGCGCCACAGACUUUGAUUUAAACUUGACGGCAGUUCGUGGCGGUGAUAGUGAUGCUGGGUUGAUGCAAAUCUUGAGAAAGCUUGAUCCUAGUUGUAAAGAAAUAAGUGGAAGCAAGGUUAAUCUGAAAACUGGAAGCUUGGUGGUUAAGUUAAGAAAUUACACACUUCCUCUUCUCUCUGCCAGUUCUUGCAAAUGUGAAGGUCCCAUUGUUCAACAGGCGAUGAGUUCUCAGCCAGAAAUGAAGACACACUCGGAUUUGAGCAUUUGCUUUGAACAAGGAGAAGUUUCUUUUGGAGUUGGAUAUGAACCAGCUUUUGCAGACAUUAGCUAUGCCUUCACAGUGGCUCUUAGUCCAAGGAGUCCAUGUGCCCCACAGGUUUCCAACGAGGAACAAAGCUUACCUUGGUGGGAUAAUAUGAGAAACAACGUUCAUUGCAAUAUCACUUUAUCUUUUUCUGAAUCGUCCAAGUGGAAUGUUCUUGCUACAUCAGAUCCAUAUGAGAGUCAAGAUGAACUCCAAAUAGUUACCGGUCCUAUCGAAUUUAAGCAGUCAGAUGGUCGUGUGGUUGUUAAUGCUAAAGACUUUAAGAUAAAGUUGAGGAGUCGACACUCUCUAAAUGUUCCAGCUGGCGGCAACUCUGGAGCUGCGUUUUUCGAAGCCCCGCUGUUUAAUAUCCAAGUUACAAUGGACUGGGAAUGCGAGCCUGGGAGUUCUUUGAAUGUUCUUGAUCCGCUGAGAUCAGCAUCGCUCUCGCUUCGAUGCAAUUUAUCCCUUAGAGCCAGUGACAAGAAUGAGAGCAUGUCUCCUUCAUCACCAACAAUUAAUCUUGGAGCACAAGAUUUGGCAUGGAUACUCAAGUGCUGCAGUUUGUAUAGUGAUCCUCCGCACAUGUUACGUUCUUUCUCCGGAAGGACUAGGUUUGGAGUCCCAAGAGUUGUCCUAGUAGCUGAAGACUUAUCUCUAGAUCAGGUGAUCACGGAGUUUAUGGUCCGUGUAGAUGCCACUCCUUUUCUAAUAAACUACGUGCCUAGUGACCUUGAUGACCCUGCCAAAGGAUUGAACUUUGAUAUUAAAGAGCUAAAAUACGAAUUAUGCUACAGUCGCGGGAAGCAAAAUUAUACAUUAGAGUGCAAGCGGGAUGCACUUGACCUUGUAUAUCAAGGUCUUGAUGUUCAUGUGCCUAAGGUUUUUAUUAACAAAGAUGGGCACAAGGGGGAUGAAAAGAAUCGUGAUACAGGGUUUCUAUUGUCUUGUGAUUAUUGUACUAUUAGAAGACAGGCUCCAAAAGCUGAUAUUGAAAGACUAUCCGCAUGGCAGGAGGCUGGAAGAAAAAAUCUUGAGGUUACAAAUAGAAACGAGAGUGAUGAAGAUCUACAAUCAGAUCCUAGUGAUGAUGAUGGAUACAAUAUAGUCCUUUCUGACAACUGUCAGCGGGUCUUUGUUUAUGGUCUCAAACUCUUGUGGACGAUAGAGAAUAGGGAUGCUGUUUUCUCUUUUGUUAGCGGAAUAUCGAAGGGGUUCGAACCUUCUCCUUCUCGUCAGUAUACGCAGAGCAAGAUUCUUGAAGGAAACCAAAAAAAUCAAGAGGAAACUUCAACAUCUUCUGCAAGCUCAGGAGAAAGCCGAACAAUUGAUAAAGUUGAGACCAGCGGAUCUCAUGAAGAAGGCAUUAGUCACUUCAUGGUGAAUGUCAUUGAGCCACAGUUUAAUCUUCACUCAGAGGAGGGUAAAGGUCGCUUUCUGCUGGCUGCCGCUAGUGGUCGUGUUAUAGCACGAUCAUUUAAAUCUAUUAUGCGUGUUGACGAAGAAGUAAUCGUGCAGUUUCUUGGCACAACAAGUUUACAGAGUCCAAAACGUAUUCCUGAAAUGACAUGGACACGAUUGGAAAUUUCUGUGAUGUUAGAGCAUGUGCAGGCCCAUGUUGCUCUCACUGAUGUUGACCCAGGUGCUGGGGUGCAGUGGCUCCCAAAUAUUCGAAGAAACUCACCAAAACUGAAGCGUACUGGGGCUCUACUUGAAAAGGUUUUCAUGCCUUGUGACAUGUACUUGCGGUAUACCAAACACGAAGGUCUAUCCUCGGAUCUGAAGAUAAAACCAUUCGAAGAGAUUACUUUUAAUUCGCGGAAUAUAAAAGCUACAAUGACAUCUCGACAGUUCCAAGUUAUGAUGGACGUUUUGACCAUCCUUCUCUUUCCUCCAAAGCCUCGCAAAAGUAGUCUCCAUUUUCCAACUGAAGAUGAUGACGCUGUUGAUGAAGUAAUUCCGUACGGAAAUGAAGAAGUAGAAAUUGCAAAAAUCAACCUUAAAGAGAAAGAAUGGGAGCAAAAGUUGCUUCUUGUUGAUAUUCAAAUAUUGUCUCAUUAUUCCGGUAAUAUGGAAGACACGCAUGUGGAGAAAGAAGGUGACUCGUGGAUGAUUAGUUCCAGAAAAUCCAUACUGGUGGAAAGACUAAAGAAAGAGCUCUUAUAUGUACAGAAGUCUAGAAAGAUGGCUUCUGCAUCUUUAAGAAGUGCGCAGCAGAAGUCUGCAAAUCUGCAACUGAUGGAGAAGAACAAAAGUGCACCAUAUGCUAUGCGCAUUUCCUUGGAAAUUAAUAGGGUUGUUUGGUGCAUGGUUGUAGAUGGUAGAGCCUUUGCUGAAGCAGAUAUAAAUAACAUGAUUUAUGACUUUGAACGAGAUUACAAAGGCAUUGGUGUUGCUCGAUUCACCACCAAGUUCUUUGUUGUUAGGAACUGUCUGUGUAAUGCAACUUCGGAUAUGAUUUUAUCAGCAUGGAAUCCUCCAUCCGAGUGGGGAAAGCAAUUCAUGCUACGUGUGGAUGCAAAGCAGGGAACACCAAAAGAUGGAAAUCAUCUUGAACUUUUUCAUGUGGAGAUUUACCCUCUCAGAAUCCAUUUGUCAGAGACAAUGUACAAAAUGAUGUGGGAGUACUUCUUCCCAGAGGAAGAGCAGAAUUCACAAAGGCGACAGGAAGUUUUGAAAGUUUCGACAACAGCUGGUUCAAAACGUGUAAAGAGACAGUUAGCAAGUCAUGAAUCUUCUAGCUCUUCUGCUGCAGUACAGUCACAAAGCAAUGUUGACUGUGCUCAAAAAUCCAAUAUUCUAGACGUUAGGUCUACCGCUGGUGUUUCAGCUGAUCAGGAAUUGAGACGAACGUCUUCUUUCGACAGAACUUGGGAAGAAAGUGUGGCAGAAUCUGUAGCUAAUGAACUUCUUCUACACUCUUAUAAUAGCCCUGUCUCAUCUUCCAAUGACCAAAAAGGGGAGUCCUCUAGACAGAUGAAUCUCAAAAACGCAAAAACUGACAAGCCUCGCAGCUCUUCUAGCAGAGAAAAGAAGGCUAGAAAAAAACAAGUGGAGAUGAUAAAGAUUUCCAAUAUUAAAAUAAGACAGGUGGAACUUCUAGUUACCUAUGAGGGAUCAAGACUGGUUGUAAACGAGCUGAGACUGUUGAUGGAUACAUUUGCUCGUGAUGAAUUUGCUGGGACCUGGAGGGGACUUUUUGCUCGUGUUAAAAAACACAUAACAUGUGGAGUACUGAAGUCUGUUAUUGGAAUACAGGGGAAGAAAUUUUCAUACAAAUCACAAAAGAAUGCCCAGUUUACUGACGAUGACCUUAAACUAAGUAACAAUGAUGAAAGUGUUACAUGGAUAAAAAAAGAUGAAAGCGGUGGAGCUGGGGAUAAUUUUGUAACUUCUGUUCGAGGACUCUUCAAUACCCAGAGACGCAAGGCGAAAGCAUUUGUCAUAAGAACUAUGAGGGCUGAAGCAGAAAAUGACUUCAACGGGGAGUGGAGUGACAGUGAUGUUGAAUUUUCUCCUUUUGCCAGGCAGUUAACUGUAACAAAAGCGAAGCUCAUCAGACGGCAUACUAAGAAAUUUCGUCCAAGUUCUAAAAGAGGUUUAACGUCCCAACAAAGAGAGGCACUUCCAUUAUCUGUAAAAGAUUUUGAGACCGAUGCAUCUGAAAGUUCUUAUUCAAGCGAAUCUUCACCGUACGAAGAAUUUUCCGGAUAAAAAUCAUUUUGUCCAGACAUUGAAAAGAAUAGAUGUACCCUAAGCCAGUGCUGCCAAGUGACAAGUUUCAUUUGUAACAAAAUAUUAUAAAAGAGAAGAUUUAGACAACAAAAGAAGGGAAAGUUGCUUGGAUAUCUUGUGCAUAUGACUUAGUUUUGGUUUCUGAUCAUGCUUUGUCAUUGGUUUCUUUUGCUUUGUUUUGUGCGGAGAAAGCUUUCGUUUCUUUCAGCUGAUGUCUCAAGGGGAAGUUAUUGUGGGAGCCAAACAACCAAAUUUGUAAAAAGUAACUUUUCGGGGAAACAAAGUUUCUAAGUUUAAUCA